UUUUGACUUGGCAAGGUUCUGCCCAAGUUAAGAAAAUUAAGAAUUUCCUGGAGAUGAGUCUGAUUAAACCGAUAAAACUUUUGAUAUAAUAAUUUAUUGCCUAUCAGUUUUUCAAAUUAAGUUUCAUCAAUAUUUAAAUACAGACAUGGGUGGAUUCUUUAGCAAACAAAAAAAGCCCGUAAGCAGGGUUACUGAGCAAGAUAAAGCAGUUCUACAACUUAAACAACAAAGGGAUAAGUUGAAACAGUAUCAGAAGAAGAUAGAGAUUAAUUUGGAAAGAGAUCGUCAGUUUGCCAAAAGACUCCUAGCAGAAGGUAAACGUGAAAAGGCAAAAUCACUUCUCAAAAAGAAACGUUACCAAGAACAGCUCCUGCAGAACACAGAUGCGCAGUUAGAGCAAUUGGAACAGCUUACUCACGAUCUUGAGUUUGCGCAAAUUGAAAUUCAGGUGCUGGAUGGCUUGAAGACUGGAAAUGUAGCAUUGAAAAGCAUUCAUGAUAUACUGAACAUAGAUGAAAUAGAGAAGAUCAUGGACGAAACAAAGGAAGGAAUUGAAAAGCAGAGAGAAAUAGAUGAACUAAUAUCAGGUCAAUUGACUGAGGAAGAUGAGGAGGCUGUGGAGGCUGAACUGGAAGCCAUCUUGGAUGUCAGCGAUCAGUUACCUGAUGUGCCGAAAGAGAAGCUGCCGGACAUUGAAGAAGAGGAGGCAGAGAAACCUCGGAAAGCUAAAGAAGCACCAAGGAAAAUUGCUAUGGAGGCCUAAAUGUUUAUAUUAUAUUCAUAUAUAGUUUGGCAAGCCAUUACCGUCAGUAGAAAAAGGUGCAAAAUCUAAAAAAUGUAA
Cydia amplana is the source of this 841-nucleotide messenger RNA. Its product is annotated as charged multivesicular body protein 6-A-like. The record is from RefSeq and is a predicted model, not a curated record. The transcript is spliced from 2 exons. Gene Ontology annotation, biological process: late endosome to vacuole transport via multivesicular body sorting pathway; vesicle budding from membrane. Bases 146 to 763 code for a protein of 205 amino acids. Lineage: Eukaryota; Metazoa; Arthropoda; Insecta; Lepidoptera; Tortricidae. Gene Ontology annotation, cellular component: ESCRT III complex; multivesicular body.